GCUGUUCCUCUAAGUCGUUCAAGCUGUACUCGCCAAAGGAGCCCCCGAACGGCAACGCCUUCCCCCCCUUCCACCCAGGCACCAUGCUGGAUCGAGAUGUGGGACCUACUCCCAUGUACCCACCGACAUACCUGGAGCCUGGAAUCGGGAGGCACACGCCGUACGGGAACCAGACCGACUACAGGAUAUUUGAGCUCAACAAGCGGCUGCAGAACUGGACAGAGGAAUGUGACAAUCUGUGGUGGGAUGCCUUCACCACGGAGUUCUUCGAGGAUGACGCCAUGCUAACAAUCACUUUCUGCUUGGAGGAUGGACCAAAGAGAUACACGAUCGGCCGGACUCUGAUUCCCCGUUACUUCCGCAGCAUCUUUGAAGGGGGGGCCACAGAGCUCUACUAUGUGCUCAAGCACCCCAAGGAAUCCUUCCACAACAACUUUGUCUCCCUGGACUGUGACCAGUGCACCAUGGUUACCCAGCACGGCAAACCCAUGUUCACCCAGGUGUGUGUGGAGGGGCGGCUCUACCUGGAGUUCAUGUUCGACGACAUGAUGAGGAUAAAGACGUGGCAUUUCAGCAUCCGCCAGCAUCGAGAGCUCAUCCCCCGCAGCAUCCUCGCCAUGCAUGCACAGGACCCCCAGAUGCUGGACCAGUUGUCCAAGAACAUCACCCGCUGUGGGCUCUCAAACUCCACACUCAACUACCUCCGACUCUGUGUAAUCCUAGAACCAAUGCAGGAGCUCAUGUCACGGCACAAGACCUACAGCCUCAGUCCCCGGGACUGCCUCAAGACUUGCCUCUUCCAGAAGUGGCAGCGGAUGGUGGCUCCUCCUGCGGAGCCAGCGCGGCAGCAGCCCAGCAAGCGCCGGAAAAGGAAGAUGUCAGGGGGCAGCACCAUGAGCUCCGGUGGGGGAAACACCAACAACAGCAACAGCAAGAAGAAGAGCCCGGCCAGCACCUUUGCCCUGUCCAGUCAGGUACCUGAUGUGAUGGUGGUAGGCGAGCCCACGCUGAUGGGGGGGGAGUUUGGGGACGAGGACGAGCGGCUCAUCACCCGGCUGGAGAACACGCAGUUUGACGCCGCCAACGGCAUCGACGACGAGGACAGCUUCAACAACUCGCCGGCGCUGGGGGCCAACAGCCCCUGGAACAGCAAACCGCCCUCCAGCCAGGAGAGCAAGUCAGAGAACCCCACGUCGCAGGCGUCGCAGUAACAGCCCCCCCCGGCCGCCCCGUGGACUCAGUCCCAACCGAUCUACCUGUACAUUUGCAACAGAGAGUGACUGGGAAGCGGCGAGGUACCGGGGGCCGAUCGGUGCCGCGCGGCCGAUGGGGUGCAGGGGCGGGCAGCCCCCAGCCUUCUCCCCCCCCGCCGCCUCCCCGCUCCCCCCACGCCUGCCUCCCCGCCGGACCCCAGGGCAGGGGUGGGUUUCUGGGGCUGUAGCUUCGUUAUCCCCCUGUCUCCCUCUUCCUCCCUGCUUCUUCCCCGGGAGAGCUUCUCAUCCCCGUCCCGAUGUGCCCAGCCCCUGCCUGCUGAGCGGGGGGCAUUAGGAGGGAGGUGUCGGCAAGUGGCUGGCUCGACCGGGAAGCUGGUGGCGAGCAGUUGCCACCCGUUGGGGUCUGGCACAGCCCAGAGACCCUCCUCCUUCUCCCCAGGUCCUACAGCUGGGGUUUGCUGGGCAGCCACCCGCAGCGGGGUUGCACAUCCCCAGCUCAACCCGGGGCUGGGGGUGAUGGAGAGCCUUCCCCGUGCCACCGGCUCUGCCACGGAGCCUCCUCCGGCCGGGCUGGGACCCCGCUGCGCCGGGGCGGUGGGGAGGACAGGACCCCGUCGCGUUUCCCCCUUCUCCUGCACCCUCCCCAUCCCCUCGCUCCCCGGGGGCGAGAGCAGGGCCACGGGGGAACUCUGUAUAUAGGAAUUGUGUGGUGGGGGGGGGUGCUGGGGGAGGCUCAGGGGGAACAGGGAGGACCCGCAGCUCCGUCAGAGCAGCCGGUGCCCUCGCUCCCUGCCCGCAGCCCCCGCGUUGCCCCCCA
Molecule: messenger RNA, 2031 nt
Organism: Calidris pugnax (ruff)
Lineage: Eukaryota; Metazoa; Chordata; Aves; Charadriiformes; Scolopacidae
Gene: LDB1
Product: LIM domain binding 1
Exons: 10
Coding region: 84-1211 (375 amino acids)
Biological process (GO): nervous system development; positive regulation of transcription by RNA polymerase II; negative regulation of transcription by RNA polymerase II
Cellular component (GO): nucleus; transcription regulator complex
Molecular function (GO): LIM domain binding
Source: RefSeq, a predicted model, not a curated record